AUGUUCCAGGCCACAGGACCUGCCAGCCCACCUCCAACCCACGAGGCAAAGAACAACUCAGGAGGCAGCACCGUGCAGCGCUCCAAGUCCUUCAGCCUGAAGGCACAGGUGAAGGAGAUGUGCACAGCCUGCCAGAAAACCGUCUAUCCCAUGGAGAGGCUGGUGGCAGAUAAGUUUGUCUUCCACAACUCCUGCUUCUGCUGCAAGCACUGCCACACCAAGCUGAGCCUGGGCAGCUACGCGGCGCUCCACGGGGAAUUCUACUGCAAGCCCCACUUCCAGCAGCUCUUCAAGAGCAAAGGCAACUACGACGAGGGCUUCGGGCGCAAGCAGCACAAGGAGCUGUGGGUGCACAAGGAGGUGGAGAGUGGGACCAAGUCGACGUGA
Molecule: messenger RNA, 387 nt
Organism: Chaetura pelagica (chimney swift)
Lineage: Eukaryota; Metazoa; Chordata; Aves; Apodiformes; Apodidae
Gene: LIMD2
Product: LIM domain containing 2
Exons: 4
Coding region: 1-387 (128 amino acids)
Biological process (GO): actin filament bundle assembly
Cellular component (GO): actin cytoskeleton; plasma membrane
Molecular function (GO): actin filament binding
Source: RefSeq, a predicted model, not a curated record